This is a messenger RNA of Rotaria socialis, 414 nucleotides long. The record is from the annotation of a GenBank genome assembly. NCBI's taxonomy places the organism in Eukaryota, Metazoa, Rotifera, Eurotatoria, Philodinida, Philodinidae.
AUGUCUCAACAACGAAAUCUUAGUACAAUGAAAACGAAGCGAUCAACUAUUUUACAUUAUUGGAAUAACAGCCAUCGAUCUCCUGCAACAAUUGCUCGUAUAACAAAUAUCCCAAUUAGGACUGUUAAACACAAUAUUGUCAAGAUUAAAAACCAAGGCAUAAUUGAGGAUAGAUCACGCAAGAUUACAGCAAAUGAUGACAAAGCACUCGGUCAAUGGAUUCGGCGAAACAACGAGACAACAUCACAAGAACUGGUACAAAAACUACUUCAUGAUCGAGAUCUGAAUGUGUCCAAAUGGACAGUGCAACGUCAACUCAAACGAAUGGGUUACAAAAGUACUUUGCCCCUAUGGAACACCAAUGUUAACACAGAAGCACAAAGAAGCACGUGUUCAAUGGGCAAUCCAACAUAA